Morone saxatilis (striped sea-bass) is the source of this 1524-nucleotide messenger RNA. Its product is annotated as angiopoietin-4-like. Gene Ontology annotation, biological process: negative regulation of T cell activation; regulation of immune response. The coding region runs from base 491 to 1387 and encodes 298 amino acids. The record is from RefSeq and is a predicted model, not a curated record. The transcript has 6 exons. Lineage: Eukaryota; Metazoa; Chordata; Actinopteri; Moronidae.
CAAUCAUACAGACUUAAUAGGCUUCUUUUGUGACCAAUUCAUUGUCACAGCCAAAAGACAGCUUAACAUUAUAUACAAACAGACAAUUGUUGUAAUGGAGUUGUUAGGGUUGCUGGGGAUUAUGGUGAAGAAAAUAAAAUCUUUUUUUUAAUCUCAACUAACUAAUUCUGUCUGUCGCCUGACAUUAAAUAAAGGAAUUUACUGAAGCUUAUUGGGAGUGUGCAGUUUGUAGGUUCAAUAUAAGGCAUUGGGUAUAAACAGGGGACGAUGACUAUGUACUCCAACCACUAGAUGGAAGCCAUCUUAUUAAGUGUCCAUGUACAAUCUAAUAAUCUCCAGCCACAGCGAAUCACAGUGAUAAAAAGCAGUGAAGUGAUUAAACAGUCAAACAGGGCAAAGGAGAAGAGAAAGGAAGUCAGAGAGACUGUACACACACAGUGAGACAAGAGAGUGUUCCAGUUUGAUUCAUCCGUCAGUCAGGUCAGGGAUUAUGGGAAUGCUGAGGAUGUCAGUGGCCUUUCUUCUUCACCUGGCUGCCUCUCUAGCGGCCCCUGUGCCAUGCGAGGAGAAGGUUGUCCGCCUUGAAGCGGAGAUCCAGGGUCUUAUGAAUGUGAUUGACGACCAGCAUCGCUACAUCCAGGAGCUCCACAACAGCCAGACCCAGCAGCUGGAGCACAUACCCAACUCCCAUCUGGGCCCUGAGAACCUCUACAAAGUGCUUAACAGGAAACUACGACUGCGGGUCGACAUGGAGGACUUUGAGGGUAUCACGCUAACGUCAGAGUACACGAACUUCAAGGUGGACGAUGAAAAAGAGUAUAAAAGUAAAAAGUACUGUCGUGGUUUCCGUCUGAAGGACAUUGUAAGCCGCUGUGUCUUUCAGGGUUUCUGCAGGUUUCACCAGAUCCCACAGACACUCUGCCUUUUGCAACGUCAAAGAUUUAUUCUUUGCUUUUACUCUCCUGGACUCCAGGACCAGUACCAGUUACAUUUGGGAGACUACACUGGGAACGCAGGGAACUCCCUGGCCGGUCCAGGCUCGGGGUCAAGCAGGGUCAAAUUCAGAACCUACGAUCGGCUGAACGACGGCGACGCUGAAAACAAUGGCGCUGAGUGUAUCCGACACAGCAAGUCGGGCUGGUGGUUCAGCAGGUGUGAUUCAGGCAACCUGAACGGUCAUUACUACAAGGGGCCGCACCAAGCCAUGACCGACGACGGCGUGGUGUGGUACACAUGGCACGGCUGGUGGUACUCCAUCAAAUCCGUGGUCAUGAUGGUACGAGCCGCCGACCUUGAGCAUCUGCCGCCAGUCCUCACCCCGUUACCGGGACAACUCGAGCCCAGCACAGCAGCAGGCAACGCCGUUGGUCCUCCUCAGGGCCAAUAAGCGAGCAACAUGGCUUCUGGAAAGCUUUCCUGUUUUUAUAAUAUCUAACUUUAUUCACAUCUGUUACAGGGUACAAAGAAACCUCUCUUGUAUUCCUGAAAUAAUACCACUGAAUACUCAAAAUAAAACAAUGUUGC